AUGUCCUGCUCCGCUCCGGAUCUGGCCCCGGCCUUCGACAUGUGGCGCGACUACCUGGGCCUGGCGCAGGUGGUGCAGGCGCUGGCGCAGGCCCCGGAGCCCCCCCGCGCGCCGGCUGACGCCCCCCUCCCCUCCCUUCCCCCCCCAGUCGUGGAGGACCUGACCCACAAGACGGGGAACUUCAAGCAGUUCGAGAUCUUCUGCAGCAUGCUGGAGUCGGCCCUCAGCCAGAGCAGCGAGGCGGUGAGCCUGGACCUGCUGACCUAUGACGACCUGGAGGCGCUGCGGAGCCGCAAGGCUGGAGCGGGCCCCCGCCCUGUGCCCCCCCCGGCCGCUGCCGCCGCGCAGCUCCGCGCCAAGCGCUACCUCAUCCUGGUCUACUCUGUCGAGUUUGACAGGAUCCACUACCCGCUGCCGCUGCCGUACACGGGCAAGCCGGACCCCGCAGCGCUGCGCCAGGCCAUGCGCCAGCUGCAGGCAGAGGUGGCACGGCUCCGGGCCCAGCCAGGAUCGGGAUCGGGAUCGGGCCGGGACCCCCGUGACGCCGAGAUCCGCCAGCUCCGCGAUGAGCUGGCGGAGGCACGGGCAGAGCGGGGGGGCAGCACGGAGGUGGCAGCGCUGCGCCGGCUGGCGCGGGGGCUGGAGGCCGAGCUACUGCGAGAGAGGACGCGGCACCAGCGGGCGACGGCCCAGCGCCUGCACGAGGCCCAGCAGCUCGCCAGCCAGCUGGCCGAGGCGAAGGCGGCAGAGAGGAGCCUGCGGCUCCGCGUGAAGAGCCUGACCAACGAACUGGCGCUGUACAAGAGGGGGCGUCCCCCAGGCCCGGGCCCAGGCCCAGCAUCCCGAGCCAUGGCCCCUGCCCGGGGCAGCACAGGGCGGCCUGGGGGGCGCUCCAGCUCAGGAGAGCGGGGCCGCGGGGCCCCCCCCCGGCGCUGGCGGGGGGGGGGGCCCCGGGCCCGCCGCCCCCGCCAGUCCCCCUCACCCACAGGUGCCUGCCCACCACGCUUCAACCCCACGGCCUUUGUGCGGGCCAAGGAGCGCAAGCAGCAGGAAGCCGAGCUCCGGGCGCAGCGGCAGGUCCGGCGGGGGACGGGUGCCCUCCCGCCCAGCUGGGGCCGUGCACGCUCCCGGGGCCCCCCCACGGACGGGCCAGGCAGGACACGCGGGCGCAGCUCAUCCGCGGAAAGCUUCCGGAGCCAGCGCUCCUCGGCGAGCUCGCUCAGCUCUGCGGAUGAGCUCUCGGAACCAGCGCCCCCCAGGGGCCGGCGCCGCGGUGGUCGUGGCAGGAAACCCCUGAGCUCCGCGUCCUGGAACAGCCCCGACCCAGGGGCCCGCGGGCACCGCAAGUACCUGGUCAGCAGCCCCGUGCUGGGCCGGCAGGCGGGGAAAGAGAACUGCUCAGCGGAGCCCCCAGCCGACUUGGCCGAGAUCGACGCCCGGCUGCAGGCGCUGCAGGACUACAUGAGCGCCCUGGAGACCCGCACAUAGUCGCUGGGCCCGGGGCAGUGGGGGCAGGGUGUGUCUCCCCCCCCCAGCUUGGAGAGGAGCAGAGGAUCAAGAGAGAGCACCCCCAUGGGGGUGCUGGGCCUUCCAUCCAGCUGUUACCCCCCAGGGCCAAAUGCUCUGCUCCUAAUGGGGCAGAAGCUGCUACCCUGCAGGGGUUUAGCCCCCUGCUAUCCAGGUGGGGCUGGAGCUGGGAGCCCCCCCUUGCCCCUGGAGGCCAGUCAGGGGGUCUGAAGAGUCCCCACCCCCUCCAGCUGACCCUAGGGCCCAUCCAGGCACGUGCGUGUUGGGUUUCAGUGUCAGGAUGUCAGCUGCUUUUCAAGGUGUUUUAAUUUGGGGGCAGGUUGUUUUCCAUGGCAACAGAAGGGGGGGUGUAGCGAACUACUAGUUUCUCAGCCCUGCACCCCCAUGACUUCGCAGGUUGUGACACCCCCUUGUUGUCAAUAAAGCUGUAGAGAGUGGCCGUCUGUCCUGGGCUCCUGGAGAACUGCCCCCACCCAUAGCGGAGGGGCCGUGACAUGCACUGUGGGGUAAGGGCAGGCUGGGCCAGCCAGCCCUCAUGCAAGCCUCAGUUGGGGCGGGUCCCCAUGCUGCCUGGGGGGGCAACACCUUCCCCUGAGUCGGGGGUGCUAUUUCUCUAGUGGCCACCAGUGGGCAGCAGGUGCCUUUUGCCUGGCCCUAGGGAAGGGGGUGCUGUGCUGUGCCCCCCAGAAGUGGCUGCAUCAACAGCAAGCAGAGGGGCCCUAUGCCCCACCCCCCACAGUUCUUACAGGCCGGGGCUCAUUUGCAUGUCAGGCCCUUCUAGCGCGACCAGCUCCAAGGGGGGGGGACACGGUGCUGACUCCACACUGGGCAUCUCACUGCUGUGAAUUGUACCGGGGGGGGGGGCGGGGCAACAGUGGCCCCCAUGCCCUGCUUGGGCUUCUUGGGGUCACAGUCCUGGGGGGAAGGGACCCCAAAGUGAAAACCAGCCCCCUCCAGUACCCUGCUGGAUCCAGAGAAUCCAUCAACCUUCAGCUGUCUCCCCCCAGG
Alligator sinensis (Chinese alligator) is the source of this 2535-nucleotide messenger RNA. It is a transcript of the gene CCDC61, whose product is annotated as coiled-coil domain containing 61. Bases 1 to 1488 code for a protein of 495 amino acids. NCBI's taxonomy places the organism in Eukaryota, Metazoa, Chordata, Crocodylia, Alligatoridae. Gene Ontology annotation, cellular component: centrosome. The record is from RefSeq and is a predicted model, not a curated record. The transcript is spliced from 13 exons.